Molecule: messenger RNA, 1694 nt
Organism: Malania oleifera
Lineage: Eukaryota; Viridiplantae; Streptophyta; Magnoliopsida; Santalales; Ximeniaceae
Exons: 11
Coding region: 125-1393 (422 amino acids)
Cellular component (GO): cytoplasm
Molecular function (GO): GTP binding; ATP hydrolysis activity; ATP binding
Source: RefSeq, a predicted model, not a curated record
AUAAAUAAACCAGGCAUGACACCGAAAAAAAGCCGCGUCCAUUCUUCAGACACGAUGACAACCAGCCCUUCGCCGUUACGAUAAAAGCGGCUCCUCGCUCUUUAUCUCCCUCUAAUUGGCAACAAUGGCGAGAGUAGCAUGGCGGCACUUCGUUCCUGCUAUAUGCUCGCCACUGAACUCAUCUUUCUGCAGAAACAGCUUGCUUCACUGCCAUAAGUCUCAUUUGAUGGGCAUUUAUAGCCGGCGGAUGCGGUUUUCUUCUUCUUCUUCCAAGAUAAGCAUGAGCUUGAAAGCCGGCAUCAUUGGACUCCCAAAUGUCGGCAAAUCCACUCUCUUCAACGCCGUCGUUGAAAAUGGAAAAGCCCAAGCUGCUAAUUUCCCCUUUUGUACCAUAGAGCCAAAUGUUGGGGUUGUUGCAGUUCCGGAUCCACGUCUCCAUGUACUUUCUAGUCUUAGUAAAUCUCAACGAGUGGUCCCAGCAUCUAUAGAAUUUGUAGACAUUGCUGGGCUUGUGAAGGGUGCCAGCCAAGGGGAGGGGCUGGGUAAUAAAUUCUUAUCAAAUAUUCGUGAAGUUGAUGCCAUACUUCAGGUUGUACGCUGUUUUGAAGAUAAUGACAUUGUUCAUGUGAAUGGGAAAGUUGAUCCUAAAUCUGAUAUUGAUGUGAUCAACUUAGAGCUAAUUUUUUCUGAUUUGGACCAGAUUGGGAAGAGAAUGGAGAAACUCGAAAAAGGUAAGGCAAAAGAUUCAAAAUCUAAACUUAAGGAGGAAGCAGAAAAGUCUGCUCUGGAAAGAAUUCAGCAGGCCCUUAUGAAUGGAAAACCAGCUCUAUCGGUAGCUCUAACGGAUUUUGAAAAGGAUGCUGUAAAGCAUCUUUGUUUGCUUACAAUGAAACCUGUCAUAUACGUUGCUAAUGUUGCAGAAUCUGAUCUAGCUGAGGCAGGAACAAAUCUUCAUGUCAAAGAAGUCAUGAACUUUGCAUGUGAGCUGCGAUCUGGAAUAGUAACAAUCUCAGCUCAGGUCGAAUCAGAGCUUACUGAACUGCCAUCUGCAGAAAGAACAGAAUACUUGAAAUCUCUUGGUGUCGAUGAAGGUGGCCUUGGAAAUCUUAUCAGAGCAACAUAUAGCCUCCUUGGUCUACAGACCUACUUUACAUCUGGCGAGAAGGAAACGAAAGCAUGGACCAUACUUGCAGGAAUGACUGCAGCUCAAGCUGCUGGAGUUAUUCACUCCGACUUUGAGAAAGGUUUUAUUCGAGCUGAGACGGUUGCUUAUGAUGAUUUUGUUGCUGCUGGUUCACUAGCAGCUGCAAGGGAAAAAGGGCUUUUGCGAUCCGAGGGGAAAGACUACAUUGUACAGGAAGGAGAUGUGAUGCUGUUUCGUUUCAAUGUUUGACCUCAAUCUUGUUGAAGCUGGUGGUUGUACAAGAUAAAACUCAUUUCAUUGGAUGGUGGUUGAAAUCUUCAAUGUGAGAUUGUCUCUAAUUGAUAGGCAUGAGCAGGGGACAGCAAUGUUAUUUGCAUGCCCAGAGGAAAAUCCUCAAUUUUGCUUGUAGAGUAAAUUGAUAUGUUUAUCAUCUCAUUUUGUUGUUUUUCAUUUUAUAUAUUUUUUCGCUAGUGUAGAUGAGUUGGGGCCUCUCUGCAUUCACUAAAUUAUUCAAUAGAAAACAAAGUUCAAAGGUAUUUAGUUUUUAAAA